This is a messenger RNA of Amphibalanus amphitrite, 2124 nucleotides long. RefSeq names its product programmed cell death protein 6-like. Gene Ontology annotation, molecular function: calcium ion binding. The transcript has 6 exons. The record is from RefSeq and is a predicted model, not a curated record. Bases 694 to 1071 code for a protein of 125 amino acids. Lineage: Eukaryota; Metazoa; Arthropoda; Thecostraca; Balanomorpha; Balanidae.
CGGAGUGGAGUGAGGGCCGGGAGACCGAUCGGAGAGGUGUGAGGGCCGGGAGACCGAUCGGAGAGGUGUGAGGGCCGGGAGACCGAUCGGAGAGGUGUGAGGGCCGGGAGACCGAUCGGAGAGGUGUGAGGGCCGGGAGACCGAUCGGAGAGGUGUGAGGGCCGGGAGACCGAUCGGAGAGGUGUGGGGGCCGGGAGACCGAUCGGAGAGGUGUGAGGGCCGGGAGACCGAUCGGAGAGGUGUGAGGGCCGGGAGACCGAUCGGAGAGGUGUGAGGGCCGGGAGACCGAUCGGAGAGGUGUGAGGGCCGGGAGACCGAUCGGAGAGGUGUGAGGGCCGGGAGACUGGCCACCGGCUGUCUGUGGGACCACCUGUGACCGGGCCACCGCCGCUGAGUGACCCGGAGAGCCACGUCACGUCCGACUCAGAUAAUGGCUCAACCACAAGGUGUACCUGACCGCCAAUACCUGCUAAGGGUAUUUCAAAGUGUUGACAAAGACAGAAGCGGGCACAUUUCAUCCGUCGAGCUAGCCUCAGCGCUGUCCAAUGGAACCUGGCAGCCGUUCAACCCGGAGACUGUUCGACUCAUGAUAGUGUCGAUACUGACCGCAGCGGCACCAUAUCUGCCCACGAACUGCAGCGCGCCCUCUCCAAUGGCACGUGGAACCCCUUCAACCCGGAAACCGUGCGCAUCAUGAUCGGCAUGUUCGACCGCAACUCGUCGGGACAGAUCGACUUUGACGAGUUCGCCGCGCUCUGGAAGUACGUCACCGACUGGCAGGGCUGCUUCAGGAGCUUCGAUCGCGACGGCUCGGGAAACAUCGACCGCAACGAGCUGCGCAACGCGCUCACCACGUUCGGUUACCGGCUGAGCGAGCCCUUCAUCGGCAUACUGAUGCGCCGCUUCGACCGCAGCGGCAAGGGCGUCAUCCUGUUUGACGACUUCAUCCAGUGCUGCGUGGUGCUGCACACGCUGACGUCGGCCUUCCGUCAGCACGACACCGACAUGGACGGCGUCAUCACCAUCCAGUACGAGCAGUUCCUCACCAUGGUGCUCAGCCUCAAACUGUGAGCCCGCUCUCUGCCGGGCCAGCUACGCGGUCCGACCGCCGCGCGCGGCCCUCCGCCGGAACGUCCGGCACUCGCCUGACCCACUGCCAGGCCAGAGGGCGGUCACGGCGCGGCUACGACCCACUGCCAGGACAGAGGGCGGUCACGGCGCGGCUGCGACCCACUGCCAGGCCGGAGGGCGGUCACGGCGCGGCUGUGGGGCACGUGGCGGCGUGGCGCGGUAUCUGCGCGGCCCGUGGUGGGGACUACUGAACCUGCAGCGCCGUGUGCGGGGUGACGAGGACGGAGGUACGCGGAGAGGCUGGCGUUUGGUAAACGCGUCCCGGGGUUUCUUACUGAGACUUGUCGUGUCGAUGUGCGCCUGUUCUAAAUGUGACUGGGCGGUCCAUAUGGCCUUAUUAACGCGGGUGUCAGCAUCAGCUGCCAUCCGCAGACUGUUAAUCUUCGGUGUGAUUGUGUUGGAUGUUAUUGAGCCUUUCUGCCAUUCCAGUAUACAAUAUGCAAUGUGCAUGCUUCGGUGCUUUGAUAUAUUAUGUGUGCCAAUAGCCUUUGAUAAUUACUAUUUAAUCCGUCCUCCAGCUGAUGGCGGAUCACUUACCGCUUAAGCAUUAAGCGGUUGAAAAAGAUGGUUGUCAUUAAAACGGUAAGCCUGUCAUCCGUGCCAGGCAAGAGCGAUUGAGCUUUGUCGUCAACGAAUGCUGAGUGACUACGCGGUCCGCGGCCAUUUCAGGGGUGACGGCCCACUCACAGCUGUCGUACAGCGUCUGAGUCCCCGCAGUCGGGACGCCUCCCAUGUUGUGUGUAUUUAGGUGUGUGCCAUUCGAUACUGCGGGGUCGAGUGGUCACACCUUUCAAUCUCCCCUUACACGACCGUAAUCCAUUGCUGCCGCCCGAGUCUGAGGUAGGACACGCAAACGCAUCUUCUCAGUGCGUCUGGCCUCUCCAGUUCAAUCGCGCCUCCUAUUUGGUUUGCUUUCUCGUAUAUGGCAGGUUUUCAUACCUGCGGUAAAUGUCUAUAUUUCUGAUGAAUGUUGCAAUACAAAAUGACCGUGCA